This is a messenger RNA of Colletotrichum truncatum, 1536 nucleotides long. Lineage: Eukaryota; Fungi; Ascomycota; Sordariomycetes; Glomerellales; Glomerellaceae. The record is from RefSeq and is a predicted model, not a curated record.
AUGGCCAUCAUGGCAUUCACAUUUGUUGGCGCCUCCUUAAUGGGCAGCAUAGGCAUGCUCCUGUUUCUCUCGAUAAGUUACAUGACCGGCCGUUGGCCAUUUGGCAAACGCCCUACCAUGAAUGUCCCAACCGUUUCUCCCCGCCCCAACGCACUUUUUGACUUUGGAUUACUCUUACUCCAAGGCUACUUUGAGCACCCAAACAAGCCGUACAAAAUCAUCGGGCCAACGUCGGAUCUCAUAUUGCUACCUAAACAAUACGCCUCUGAGCUGGGGACGUACAGCUCUCAACAACUCAGCUUUGGGUCAGCUAUACAUGAUUUCUGGAUGUCGAAAUACACCACUUGGAGGUACCAUUUGGAUGACGAGACUGGACGUCAAACACUCAUGGGGGCCCUUAGACGAGACGGCCAGCAUGUUGUUUCGGCCAUUGACGAAGAAAUCGAACGGGGUUUUAAGGAAUGGGAAGACCAGUUCUUUCAGUCAUCAAAAGACAAAGGUCACAUCAACCGCAACGCCUCCGAUGACGGUUGGGUGGACAUCUCAAUGAACCCGUGUCUCCGGCCGUUGGUCAACCAAGCCUUUGGAAGGGUUCUGAUCGACGCACCGCUGUGCCGCGACGCGGACUGGGUUAACGCCGCAAGUGGGAUCGGCAUAAAGCUGAUGUUGGCGGCUCGAGACCUCCGCGGAUUGCAUGCCUGGUUGCGGCCCGUCGUCAAGCAUUUCUUACCAAACUACCGCAACCUGAUGGCAGCAAGGAGAAGGCUCGCGGAAAGAAUAGCGCCACUCGUGAAAGCGCGUCUGCAUCAGGACAGUGCUGUGGAAGAGAAAUCACACGACAUGAUUGCGUACCAGCUGCAACACUCGAAAGGAUGGCGCGCUACUGAUGUCGACUUCCACGUCGGUCAGAUCUUUGAUAACGUGUUUGCUGGAGAUAACGAUACCCAGUUAUUGCAAUGCAUUUAUGACUUAGCAUCAUUACCCGAAUGCCAGCAGACCCUUCGCAACGAAGUUCGCAACGUUCUCGGCCAGGGAAGCAAUAUCACCUUGGAAGCAUUGUCACGGAUGCCAAAGGUAGACAGCUUCAUGAAAGAAGUAGUCCGUACCAGACCGGGUACCUUAAUUGUCAUGGCCCGGAAAGCCCUCUGCGAUGUUCAACUCUCGGACGGCCUCGUCAUCCCACGUGGCGUCACAGUGGCCAUGCCAUCGUUUGCCAUAAAUCACGACCCGGCUCUUUAUGGCGAGGACGCGGCUGAUUUCAAGCCAUUCCGAUUCGUCACCAGCGACGAUUCCACUCCCCCCUCGACGGCCUUUGAGUCAAUUUCCGGGCCGGGGAUCGACUUUGGACGUGGCAAGGCUUCUUGCCCAGGACGCUACAUUUCUUUGUGGACCAUGAAGGUUGUGCUUGCGCGGUUCCUUCUCCACUACGAGGUGAAGCUGAAGCCUGGAUCAACCCGACCGAAAGAUAUUGCGGCAGGGGUGCACAGAAUUGCAGACAUGGUAGGUAAUAUGCUGAUUAGAAAAGUGGAAGCAUAA